Messenger RNA from Sorghum bicolor (sorghum), 2094 nucleotides. RefSeq names its product zinc finger CCCH domain-containing protein 65. Bases 147 to 1760 code for a protein of 537 amino acids. Gene Ontology annotation, molecular function: metal ion binding; mRNA binding. The transcript has 11 exons. NCBI's taxonomy places the organism in Eukaryota, Viridiplantae, Streptophyta, Magnoliopsida, Poales, Poaceae. The record is from RefSeq and is a predicted model, not a curated record.
CGCGCUCCCAGCCCCCGGCCGAGACUCCUCUCUCUCUCUCUAGGGUUUUUUUCCCCACUUCGCUUUGCUUCCCCACCUGCUCUAUCUCCACUUGUCCCCAUCACCGUCGCCAUCAACCACCCCUCUCUCCUCUCUCAUCGGCUCCAAUGGCGGACGCCGACGCCAAGCCCCCGCCCCCCGACGCCGCGGCGUCCCCGGUUCCCUCGAUCUCGCCCUCCUCUGUAGGCGCCGGGAACGCGGUCGACGCAGACGCGAUCGAGAAGCAGCUCGCCGGCCUGGGCAUCGCCGUCGCCGGCAACGGCGGCGGGUUCCCCGAGCCAUCGGGCUGGGACGAUGGCCCCGUGCCAGUCCGCAUCCCGGCUGCCGUCCUUGUCGGCCGUGAUGAGGGUGCCGACGAGAAGCCGCCGGCGCCGGCGCCGACGGGGGCAGUGGAUGUGAAGUUGCGGUUCCCGCGCCGGCCCGGAGAGCCUGACUGCAGCUACUACCUCAAGUUCGGCACCUGCCGCUUCGGGAUCAAGUGCAAGUUCAACCACCCUGCGAGGAAGAAGAAGAGUAGUAGGGUGAGAGGCAGUGGGAGCAACAGCAGCAGCAAUAAAGCAUCGUCUCCUGAUGAUGAUCAGGCUCCUAGAGAAGAAUACGAAGGCCUUGUUCCAGACAUUUCGGAUUCCAUGGGCUUUGAUGACAAGGGGAGCUUAUCUAGCUCAGAAAUCUAUAGGAAGAUGUCAUAUGAAGUUAUUGAUAUGGAAAGAGGGAAACUAGAGCCAAAGGAAAAGAUUUGUGAAGAACCUGAAAAGGGUAUUUAUUUUAUGAAGUUAGAUGAGACAAAUAUCACAACCCAAAAGGGUGCUAAAGAUAAAAGAAAGGAAACCUUUGCAGAAGGCAACGCUCAGGAGGAAUGCAAGUAUUAUUCAACAUCUGGAGGAUGCAAAUUUGGUAAAGCUUGCAAAUACCUCCACCGUGAGGGAAAAGAAGCGAAAACAGAGGUUGAAAAAGCUGAGCUGAACUUUCUAGGUCUUCCACUGCGACCAGGUGAAAAGGAGUGUCCAUACUAUAUGCGCACUGGGAGCUGCAAAUUUGCGACUAACUGCAAGUUUCACCACCCAGAUCCUACUAACGCGUCUUCAAAAGAACCAGGGUUGGAACAUGAGAAUGCGGAUACACCACUGCAAAAUGUCCAAGGAUCCUGUCAGCCUAGCCUUCAGAUAUGGCCUGAUCACAGAACAUUGAAUGAACAGCAUGUUCCUUUUCUAGCUCCAGCACAGUCAUACGGUGGAGGGAUGGUUCCACCUCAAGGAAUGUAUCCAUCUCCUGAUUGGAGUGGAUAUCAUCAGGUACCUUUGAAUCCAUAUUACCCUCCUGGUGUCCCUUUUCCGCAUUUUCCAGCUGCCCAUAUGAAUCACCCGAUGUACAAGGCUGCAGAUGUACCAGGAAAUCAACCACCACCUUCUGAUGAGUAUCCUGAGAGACCUGGCCAACCUGAAUGCCAGCAUUUUAUUAAGAGCGGUUUCUGUAAAUACAGGAUGAAAUGCAGAUUUCACCAUCCAAGGUCGGGCCAGUCUGCACCUCUAACAGGUCUUAGCCCCAUCGGCUUGCCUAUCAAACCUGAUCAACCUGUGUGCACGUAUUAUGGCCGCUAUGGUUUUUGCAAGUAUGGGCCAGCUUGCAUGUUCAACCACCCCUUCAACUUCGGUCCUCCUGUGCCGGCAGCAGGACCACCCCUCCCCGGGCAAUACCCAACACCUGGAAACUUCACUGUCUAGCAGGCAUGGGAUGAGCGAUUUUUCUGAGGUCACCAUGAAUGCUCGUAAUAACUUCCACUUGUAAAAUAGCGUAGACAAGCUGUACGUGGUUGGCGGUAGACAUCCAGCAUGUAGGCGCAACAAAGUUGCAUGGAGCUGGGUACAUUACAGUUGGUAUUCAUGGAAACGGAUCGAACCUGUGAUAGUAUUGCAAACUUUAUGCUGUACAGCAAGUUACAGUUCGUACAUAAUCUGCCAUUGCAUUUAGAAUCCUGAUUGCUAGAUGCAUGUUUUGGUUGCGUAAUAAGUUGUUAUCAAAGUUUGGUCAUACGUGGGCAAGGGUUUUGUGGAAUUA